UAAACUUCUCGGUUUCCCCCGUUCCGCCACUAUGACUGACGGGAGUGCCGUGGACUGGACUACAGCGGUUACUGUGGGAGCGGCCGCGUUGGCCGCGUGCGGCGUCGGCGUCUUGACGGCCGCCAGCUCGGACACCGUCAGCCGGAGGAUUCUAUCCCCGGAACGCACCCACGCGAAACGGAGUGCCGAAUACGGCUACCGGUGGCGGCAAGCCAUGGAACGUGCCGUGUUGCAAUGCUCGUACGUACUGGCGGGAGGGGUUGGCAACUAUAACGACGAAAUCGAGCUCGCACAAACCAAAUUGGUUCGCGAUAUGGCGCACGUGGAACUUUUGGUACAAGCGAUCGUCGACCGCAAGGGACGACUACGAAUCGGAAAGAUUUGUACGGAUGAACGCAUGCCCUCCACCGACUAUUAUGUAUGGCUGUACGACCAAGAGUCCUCGCAAAUCUAUCAAUUACCUUUGACGACGUUCGGAAUGGCGCUCGCCGACGCCAUGGAACGAAAGAUUCACUCCACGACAUUCUGCUUCCUGGCCGAUGCCGCCGCCUCGACGGCAAGUGCAUUGGUCAAGGAUCUCUUGCAAAUCACCAAAAGUGCGGUGGAAAUUUACGAAAAUCCUCUCUGGUUGACUCAGCUAGCCCUGCUGACGCGGAAGAACCUACACCCACGCGACGACCUUGAACGGGUCCUGUACGCGUUUUGUCGAAUGCAGGCUUGGAAUUGCGAACAACCCACACUGCUGAUAUCCUACGGCGCUGCAGUGACGCCAAUUUUGCUUCCCAUGCUUCAACAAGUCUUCCCGGACGACCGACACCUGUUUUGCUACACCGGCUGCAUCCAGACGGCUCAGGCCGCCUUCCACGGACGGCGCUCCUUCCAACGCAAUCACGUUCCGGAAUGUGUUAGUGACGCGCUUCAGUUCCCACACCCGGUGUCCUACACCACACCGCUUUCUCGUAGUAUGCUUCAUUCCGUCAACACGAUGCCACCGUACUCGCGGGCACUCGUUUCGCUGCCGAUAGAAAUUGCCGACGUUGUCGAAACUUGGAUGGCUGCGGUAGACGCCUUUUUCUUGUUGAAAGAAGACGAACGGAUCAAUGGAUAUCUCCCCUACGUACUCAAAACCGAUUACUUGCUGACUCCUGUAUCGCUAGACGUUCGGCACUGGACCACACGGUCGCUCUUGCAGUACGUAUGUGGCAGCCGAACCAGAGGGGAGGUUCCGUCGGAAACCCUAGACGCGGCGUUCUCGUACUUGCGGGAGCGCAAACCGCUGGCUCCAUUAGCGAAGAUUGACGCUUACCGAAAGCCAAUCGAAAACGCGGUCUUUCAGCACAAGCUGAUACUUAUUGAAAACAAAACCCUUCAAGACACGGUCCAGCCGACACAACACUGGACGCUGAAAUCGACCGCAAAAGCUGGUUGCGCGUGCUGCUUGCCCGAGGAAGACGAAGAGGAUGAGGACCUGGGUGCGCUGAAAGGGAAAUUAGACAUGUCCCGCCCAGGUGUCUUUGUCUUGCCGGGUACUUUGAAGAAAGGCAAACCUUCGGCAGCCGGAAAAUUUGUGGACGGAAAGAUGGGAUUUGCCUUUGAUCCUACCAAGUUUUCCUAGAGAGCUUUCGUUUUUUAAUACACCCCUUUUCUCGCCUUUAC
Messenger RNA from Phaeodactylum tricornutum CCAP 1055/1, 1656 nucleotides. RefSeq lists its product with no specific name. The transcript has a single exon. Lineage: Eukaryota; Bacillariophyta; Bacillariophyceae; Surirellales; Neidiaceae. The coding region runs from base 32 to 1615 and encodes 527 amino acids. The record is from RefSeq and is a predicted model, not a curated record.